Hermetia illucens (black soldier fly) is the source of this 1571-nucleotide messenger RNA. It is a transcript of the gene mah, whose product is annotated as amino acid transporter AVT1A. The coding region runs from base 3 to 1571 and encodes 522 amino acids. The transcript is spliced from 6 exons. The record is from RefSeq and is a predicted model, not a curated record. NCBI's taxonomy places the organism in Eukaryota, Metazoa, Arthropoda, Insecta, Diptera, Stratiomyidae.
GUAUGUCUCGUGCGGAAAAACAAUCUUUAUUGCCAUCCAAAACCCAAAGACACAAUAAUGACCAACAACCUUUCCUCCCCCGAAGAACGUUCAGCACCCUCCCGGAAGUGCGUCAAGUGGGAAGAGUGAAAAACCUUUCGUUAUUCUUUGCGGUUUUGUGCAUCAUUGACCUGUUUGGAGUGUUCCCGAUCAUGUCGUUACCUGGUCCGAUAAUUCAGUGUGGAAUCUAUGGAAUUCCUUUGGUCCUUAUGUUUGCCAUUGUUCAAAUCUACACUGCGACCCUCUUGGGACGAUGUUGGAUUAUCGCAGAGAGGCUGGAUCCGUCGAUCGUCAAGAAGAGCAGAUAUCCUUAUGCAGCCAUUGCUGAAAUGACUUAUGGGAAGUACAUGAGUAUCCUUGUUACAAUUCUACUGGAUCUAACUAUUUUUGGAGCGGGCAUCCCUAACUUGUUGGUUGCCUCGGAGAACCUACAGCUUUUAAGCCAGCAAGUGAGCGAUGGGAAGGUCAACAUAUCGUUCUGCUACUUGCUAAUCGUCAUCGGGUUCUGUUUGUGUCCUUUGAUGUGGUUAGGAAGCCCGAAAAAUAUCAAAAACGUUGCCAUAAUUUCGGUCUUCACAGUGAGUAUUACGGCUAUCCUUCUUUGGUACUGCAUUGGCGUUGUCCCCAUGCAUAGGAAUAGGCGGAGAAAUGAGAUUAUCAAAACGGAAUUCCCCACAACGAGGGAAAUCCUCACAGCGUAUGGAAUAAUGGCCUUCCAGUUCGACAUUCACCCAAUGCUCCUUACAAUUCAAGUUGAUAUGCAAAGGAAGUGCCAAAUAGGAAGAGCUGUAUGCUAUGGAGUCAUAGCAACAUUAUCAAUGGCCACAAUCAGUGCUGGACUAUGCGCUUAUAAGUUCGGAGCAAGGGUUCCAACUAACAUACUCGACGCUCUCCCAAAAAGCGGAAUACUUUAUGCCGUGAUACUCCUAGUCACCAUCCAGCUAUGUCUGUCGAGUGCUGUUGGAACCAAUGCGCUCUUUCAGCAUAUCGAGAGUAUGUUAGGAGUAUCGAGAGACUUUACCGCCAAGCGUUGCAUCAUCCGAUCAUUCUUAAUCGCAAUCGAAGUCCUUAUUGGCGAACUUUUGCCAAGGUUCGACGUCAUCAUGGGACUAAUCGGCGGGACGCUCACAGGACCUUUAAUUUUCAUCCUGCCACCACUGUUUUACUCAAAAAUGAGUAAACUAGAAAGGAAGCGGAAUUUCGAGGUUCAACAACGAAUAAUCUACGAACGUCGUCCAAUUUAUGAUGAUGAGAUUGAACUAUCCCAGGAUACGUUUGGACGACAGUUUGAGCUACCACGAUCCGAGGACACUGUUAUAAUUCGAACUUCAUUUGUAUGGAAAAUGGGUCGAAGAAUUCGACGGUUCUUGCGGAUCUUAUAUAGUGAUUGCUUGCUAUCGAUUCUUGUGUUGUCUUUGGGAUUGGGUGCGACUAUUUCGUCCACGUACUUUAACUACUUCAAAAUUGAUGAGGUAGUGGCAGGUUGGUCCCCGUGUUUUGCUAAUCUGAGUAUAUCUAUAAAAGGACUUUGA